CCCCAGUCGUCAACGACAGUAUCUAUCACAGUGGACAUCAGUGUCCAUUCUCAAAGCUUUAUGAUCUUUUCGGUUUUACUAUUUCCAUUACUACUAACUAGCUCCUCGAAAACGAACUUCGGCUCUACGUCCUUGCUAUGGCUCCUGCGAUAGAAGUUUACCUUUCAUCUCAUCGCACCAUAGCUACGGGCAAUAAUUGACGUUGACGGCUGAAGAAGUUUUCUAUGAAAAAAUACACUUAGGCUGCGUGUGUACAAUUUUGUUCUUUGUCGUAAAUCGAGAAUUGAAUAGAAUGGAGCGAACUCCAAGUCGUAAAUGAAAGUGGUAGGAGCUCGUUAAGGAGCACUAUAGCAGUAGCAGUACAGCAGUUGGCCAGCUUCUAGAUUUAUUGUGGCCUAACUCUACUGUUGUAUUUGUUUCAAAAAUUUCGAUGGCUUUUUACUCAGACACUCAGCGUACGACACUUUGACAGCACUUUGUUUCUCGACUCUGUCAUGAUAAUUUCUUUAUUUUCGAAAAUUCUCACAACGAAAACCGGAAUCUUACCUGAGGCCUUUUACUCAUCUUGAUGCUCUUUUAUUCAGAUCGGCAGACGAGGUUGUGGCGCUUCGUUUUCACUUUUUCUUUUUAUUUCAACCGAUAUAUUCUGUACUUAGCGCCACCUUGAUGAAUGUGGGAAACUUGGAUGAGUUUAAUCAUCACUGCUACUAUUCUCAUCAAGAAUUUUUUCGUGAGGGCCUUGCCUUCUUCUCGGUAUCACGGUUUCAGCAGUUGAUAAAUUCAUUGAUGAAAGGAAACAUUUUCCUGUACCGGAAAGAACAGAAAUAGUGACUGUACAAAUCAGUCGCCCACCUCGCCGCCGAUGCCUCUGAAGAGGGCUAAUUCUCGAGAUGAGUAUUGAUUUACAAGAGAUAUGCGUCGAUUAGGCGCUUCAUUCAGAUAUUAAAGCCCUUGGACUUGUAUACUUUUUUACAGAGGAUAAAAUUAUUUCGAUUAGUUACCUCCGCCUCACGACCAAAAACUGUAAAACCUCGAAAGCGACGCGCGAAAGAGCAAAGAAAGUAGUCCUGGGUACCACGGUCGCGCAAGUGGUCGAUCGUCCACCUCUUUCCGUGCCAGGACUUCUGCCCUAGUGCUACACGACCAGCUGAUUAAGCAAGCAGCGACAGAAACUACGGCAAGAAAAAUCUGACAACUACCAAUCUACCUUCCUAUAAUUAUCCCAUUCUAACUUUAGUUUAUCUUCUACGAUUUUGGACGUAACAUCGAUCGUAUUCUGGGGCCGCCGCGCGCCGAGUUUUUCUCGUUUUCUAGUAAAUUGAAAGCGAUAGAAACUAGAACUUCUACCCUCGUCUGUCUACGAUAGUACAAACGCGCUUGGGUAAUAACACAAAUUUACUAUCACGUGUUUAUGUCACCAAAACCGCCACAGAAUUGUAUUAAAACUUUCCUUUUCAGCCUCAAUCAAAGCAGGUCGUUUCUGCGAUCUGUCGGGGACGAAGCAAACUAGAGUUUUCAUCUCCGCUUCUCUCAGCUCCUUACCUCCAUUGAUUUUCUUUUACCUACACUAUUAGCUUACUAAAGUACAACAGAUUGUACUACACGGCCCAUUAGUUCGUUGGUGUUUUCGACUUCUUUAUACCGAGUGGCUGCUCGAAAUAGAUAUUUAUUUUCACGAUAGAAGUCGUCGUGUUGGAGUUGGAUAUUAGCAUUUCAGAUUCAUUUUCAUCCGUUCACCCAGAACCACCGCGAAGGCCGCGAAAGAUGUUGCCGCGUCUGCUGAGUUGGCCUGCUACACGCAGGGCUUCAACCAAGACGGGGGCAUCGACUUCGACCUUUGUCUGGGUCAACAUUUUAGUUCUCCUCAACUGUUUCGCACUACAAGACGUUUCUACUUUUCUGGCUUCUACUAUUUCGAUCUUCAUCCAGGAGGAUUUUUUGCAGGUGGACUACGACACAGCCGCGCCCCGGUUCUUGUGUGCUAGUGGUUCCACUGCAGGAGUAGUAGUUCCACCUGCGAUCGGUAAUAUUCAAGAAGAUUUUUGCGCCAGCAGCUCCACAACGCUGACGAAAAAGAGCUCGUCCGAUGAUUUUUCCACAAAAUUUUUCGCUAUGGCCGCUCAGCUCCUUCCCAUCUCGGAGGAGAGGACGGACGAGGACGUGCUACUAAACUGAAAAAUGUCUGCAGCUAAAAAAAUCAAAAUUUUUGCAUCCUACAUUUUCGGGCACCUUCUUGUGUGUUUCUUUUUUUUCACAAUGAAACGAAAUCAAGGAAAUGGGCAGGCCAGGUAUUCCGGCACGGCCUCGGCGGACGAAGCAGAGGAGACAGCUCAGCCACCGGGGGACUCGGUGCUUCGCUAUCGGUGGACGUCGUCCACCCGGGUUCGCAGUUGUAGGUCUUCAAGUUCCCGCACUCCCUCCUGAUUCCUGACGAUUUACCUAGUGAGUGUCUUGUUUGGGAAUGAGUUGAAUUUGCUGAAGCAGAGGCUCGCUUUUGGUUCAAACCUCGCGGCCUCGGAGGAGGUCGACUCAGGGAUGAGCUCAAGUUGCAGGCUUCUGCCUGCAAAUUGAGCUCGAUUCAGGUCGGGGCAAUGCGAAAAGGGCGGCCAAAAUUUGUCGCCCCGGAGGUCCGCGACUCGGGAGGGCUCCGAAGAGGUGUCCGAGGACACCUCAUCUGGAGGCCAAUUUCGGAGGUGCAGAGUUUUUUGGCGGCGCAGACAAACACGAGCUAUCUGCCCCACUUUCCCCCCCUCGCGCCAAAAAACUCUGCACCUCCACUUGGCGACCUCGUUGCCGAGGUGCAGAGUUUUUUCGCGGAGCCACGUUUUGCAUCAAAAAUCUGAACCCUCACAGCACGGCAUUCUGCUGAUCCAGGGGCUCAGAUUUGUGACCUGGCCCGGAGAGCGAGCCCAAGACGGGUCAUAAAAGAAGGCCAUUUGUAAUGCGAAACGCGCAUUACAAAUUGCCACUUUUGGGGGAAGGGGCUCUGCGCCCAAGCACCUCUCGGAGGCUCGCGUCAUGUUGUUAUCUUAGGUGCGAAACUUCCCCGAAAAAUGGCAGUCGGAAGCCCCUACCUGUUGCCGCAUUUCCGUGUGGAGCUAGCAAAUCAAGCGCGUGGGGGACCUUCGAGCAAAUGACGCAGGAAUGGAGCGCAACACCUCGGCCAAGUUCCCCAGCACGGAGUCCGCAGCGCUCGCAAGCGGGCUGCAGUCCGGGCCGCGAGAAGAGAAGAACAAGAACUGCACUACCAAAAAUUUUGAUUUUUUUAGCUGCAGACAAAUUUCAAGUUAGUACCUUCCCAUCUCGGAGGAGAGGACGGACGAGGACAUGCGGUAUUUUUUGAAGCACAUGGAGCACCAGGCGAUUUCUGAGGACGCCGUGGACCAUGGUAUUAACAGUGAUGUGGAUAUGCAUUGCAGAUAUCGAUCUGGGUCUGGAUGGAUUCGAAUUUGUGAUGCAAAUUCUACAUCAUCGAACAAAAUCUGCCAUGCUGCAUGUUGGUCAGAAAAAUAAGGUGGCCCCACUUCCUGUUAGAGCCCGUACGAUUAAUCGACCCCCUUCUCGAUACCGAGAAGGGGGGGGUAGGUGCGGUCGGUCAUCCGGCCGUCGCAAAACCUCAGCGAUUUACUCCGAUCCAAAAUCGGACUUCAAAAAUCCAAAAUGCAAAAUCGGAACUCCCCCGUCCACCGCGCCAAAGAUGGCAAAUUCAGAAAAUACGGGCGCGGGGUGGUAGUGCGGUUUUACUUUUUUCUCUUCUUAGUGGAGCAGAAGCUCUUCUUCUUGGUGUGGUUUCUAAAAAGGUUCUGACUUUUUAGAAACCACACCACCACCAACAAGAAAGAGAACGGAGUCGUAAAUGAAAAACUGCGAUCCGCAAGAAGCGCACCACAAAAGGAAUAGGUGCGAAAAAGUUUGAAUUCUAAAGCCCCGCCACACAAUGCCAAAUAAGAGGCCGACAGCAAUUGGCCAGGGGCGCAAGCAAGCGGUUGCUGCGCUUUAUUGGUUUUUUUUGUCGUAGAGAGCGACGCGUCCCCCAUAGAGAGGACAACACUCGAGAGAAGCGUAUAAAAGAAGGCCCGAUUGAAAAAGGGGCCGCAGGUUGCGAAAAAGAUUUCCGGGAUCUACUUGGGGCGAGAUCUGUUGUCUUACUGCGUGCGCGCAGGGUGUUUCUAUUGCGAAGUAGCUGCGCUACAACUGCUCUCCAAAAAGCGACUCCCGAGGGGCCCGGGUGAAGAAGAACCACCCUGGAAGUCGAAAACUUUAACUUUUUGAAUUUCCGCCCGGGUUUUUCCCCAUGGACUGGGUCGAGAAGAAUCUUUCCCGAGCACGUCUUUGGAGAAAGUUUAGUCCCGCUUGGAAAUUCCAAAUGUUUUGAAUUUUCACGCGGGCUUUGUUUUCUCCACCCGACCGCACGCGAAAGCUUUUCCUCGAGCAAGUCUUUGGAAACAAGCCCGCUUGAAAAUUGCAAAUUUUUUGAAUUUCCAAGACGGCUUUUCUCCGCCCAGCCGCUUGGGUGGAAAAAGGCCGCCUGUAUAGAGCGGGUAGGUUUGCGCAAAAGCCCCGAUGCCCCCGGUGAAAGUGCAGCUUGCUUCUACCCCGUCCGGGGCUGGAAAAAUUGAAAGCGGGCGGAGCCCCAUUCGCUGCGCCAUUCUCGUAGGUCGCUUGUUUCAUUGAUUCUAGUGGCGCUAUACUUAUGCACGCACUGGGGCCAAUUUGUAUUUUGUCCGUUCAUAAGCGACUUCCUUAGGGGGAAUGAAGAGGGAAUAGUAAAUAUAAAGUUAAUGAUUGUAGUCCUUAACUAUGUCGGAUAAAUCCGGUACAUUCUCGGAUUAAUUUGAUACAUGUCUCGGAUUAAUCUAAAGUUGAAAAAUUAUUUCGUUGUUUUUUUCAUCUUGUCGGAGGUCGGUGGCGAAGCGUUGUGGUGUUGUUUCGGAUGGUCGGUCUGAACUUGAUGGUCUGCUCCGAGACGCGAAAAACAUGGAGACUUCUGUUCAAAAUUAAUACUUUUCAAACCACAGUCGUAAUGUUGUCGAAGAUCAGAGGUAGGUGGAAGCGAUGCAAAACAGUGUGGCGACGUUACAACUCGGCGUGGUGUUGCGGCGGUGUGAUGGUCGAAUUUGUUUCAACAACACCAAGAAAAUGAAAGUAAAACGAUGAGCAAGAUGAAAAGGAACUCAAUGAACGAUAGUUGCUGUGCAUUUUUUUUGUUUAUGCAAAACAGAAACGACACAAAAAGCGAAAUAGUAGGAAUUGCACAAGUUGCAUUGAUACGCCCCGAGCUAGUAGGUGGUUGCUGAGUCCCCUCGUCGUAUUAUUUUUGAUUUGAUGUUCCUAAAGGUAAAGUCGAAGCUCGUCAUAGCGUGGCGCUGCUUGUGCAUUUGAUUUGGGUACAUUGAAGGCUGUUUUUUGUUUUGGUUGGUGUCGGUUGUUUUUGUCGUUGGGAAGCCAGUAGGUUUCGAUUUUGAGAUAGAGCGCAAAAGAGCGGGUAGUACUUUUCGCACAAACCAAAAGUAAAACAAUAAAACGCCAUGACACAAAUUGCAAUUGGGUUCAAGCGUCGCCGUGUCGUUUGGGAGUGUGAGUGUGCGUGGUUGCAGGUAUCGCUGCAAUACAAAUCAAAUCGCAUCAAAUCGCUGUGAAUCAAAUUCAAAGUCGCCACUAUCGUUUUGCCUAUUCAUCUGUUUUGGUUUUCUACCUUUUCAUCAUUGCAAAGCUUCUCGAAAUCGAAACAGUCAUAAAAGCAGGUCCUCCAGCGUGUUGCUUUCGUCAUCGAGCUUGCACUGCUAUAGGUAGCGAUAAUCGUUUGAGUGUCCAACUUUGCUCGUGCUAAAACUUCCGUUACUCGUCAUCGCUUCAUUCACUUUUAGCAACCUGCGUUUUUUUGGUAUUUCUAUUUUGAUUUUGUUGAUCUUGUAAUUGAAAAUGAAAAUAAAACAUUUUAUUGCUGAGCUUAUUCUUAUUAGUAUUUCUAUUUUGAAACUCUGAUUUGGAUUUCGUUUUCGAUUUCGUUUUCGCAUACGAAUACGCACUCCUUUGAGAACCAGAACUAACACAACUACUACAAGCACCAACACAAGGAAAACUAGAACUAACCUUGAGCCUCAGCAUCAAAGCUGAGGCAGAACGUGUAUGAUUAUGCGUAUGAGCUUUCACUUUGACACUACUCAUAUCUCUAUUCUAUUACUAUUUCAAUUUCUAAAUUUUGAAAAUCAAACUAAUAACAAAACGAAGUAACAGCAAUACAAAUAUUAAUAUCAAAAAGGAAAAAAUGUUUUUACCUGGUGCCAUCCGCGUGCACAUCCGCAUCCACAUCCUCCUCGGCUUUGCCCUGCUUAUUUCGUAAGCUGUUUGGCGUUGGGUUAGUUGUCUUCGUCUCGUCGCUACUGCUAUGGCGCGGACGAAGAAAGAAAUAAUCACCAUCGGCCCCACGAAGGGGCUGCAGGAGCGCAUGGAUCAGUGCAAAACGGUUGCAGAUCUUAUUCGGCUAUUGGAGUGGGCAGUAGAGAACGGAAAAACAGAAAAGGUGUUAGAAAAAACAUCUGCCCGGAAAACAAUACCGUCCAAGCAGUCUUUAGGUGUAAGCUGGAAGAAUGAACAAAAGAAGGGCGUUUCGUUUCAGGACUUUGUGAAAAACAUCUACUACAGUCGCUUCAUGCCCGACGACGUUCCGGCGGACGAGAAAGUAAAGAAAAAGUACAUGAGCAAAAAAAAGAUGAAGGAAGAGGAAGAAGAGGCCCGAAUAGCAGACCUUGCAAAAAAGAUGCAAGACAGCGGAGAUAUAGGCGGCGGUGAUCCCAACGAGCCAGAAGUCCGAUUUCCAACACUACCAGCAUCCGCAUCGAAGAAAAGAAAGUGGCUCCGGAACGCGUGGCUCGUUGGUUCGGGUCGUGGAACGGGCGGCCAACGCGCAAGACAGGUCUUGAUGGCUGCGGGGGUGGUGAAAGAUGAUCUCGAUAGCCGGAUGAUCGACAAUCGCGACAUCGCAGUUUCGGAUCAAAAUUUACGAAAUGCAUUGCUGCAGGCGAUUGCUGAAGAACGAAGUGAGCGAAUGCAACGAAAGAAAGACCGACAAGAGCAAAAGGCUUUGAAACGAAAAGCAGACAUCGCCAAACGCGGAGGUGCUGAAGAUGUAGCAGCGCAAGAACAAAAGAAGCGAAAGGCUGGAGACCAGGAGACCCAAGUGGUUGAGGACAUGGACAUUGACAUGGAGGUGGGAGCGGAGCCAAAGAGAGCUACUACUUCCAUACAACAGCAGGCGGUGCCGCAUGCAAGCAACUUCUUCAACCCAGCGACGAGCAGUAGUGCUGGAGCUGCUUCCGUACAUGCAGGAACACGCAGCGCAGGUGUAGUUGGUUCUUCGUCUUCGAGACUGGGCGAAGAGGUGGCUUCAAGCAGUUCGUCUAGUUCCAGUUGCGAAGACGAGGAAGAUGACAUCUUGGGUGACGAUUUGCCGGUAGCCGUGAUACAAAAAAGAAAGGAAGAGGAGAAAAAAAAACGCAAGGAGGUUCGGAAGCAAAUGAAAAAACAAAAAGUCCGCGCGCGCGGUUCCGCGCACAACAACAAUAAUUCCAGCAGCUCCCUCGUACCGUAUCGAAACGCUUUUGCAGAACUCGGCAUUAGACAAAAGGCGUACGAUGAAGAAGAAGACUUCGACGAACAUGAGGAAAAAAUGGCAAGUGGAAAUGCAGGCCUUCCGUUCGUACCAAAUAAAACGUCGCCAAGCUCAAGCUUCAACUUCAGUUCUUCUUCUUCGGUGAAAAAUACAAUGAAAAACUACAAAGGGCCGACCGAUGGCAACAAGCUGCAGCUUCACGAGACCGAUGUCGGUGACUUGUGGAAUUUUAAUAGACAAGAUUCGCACUCGGAUUCAGGUAGUGUCAGCCUCAAUGAUGACAACAUCCGGAGCGCGAGCUCAGUGAAAAACAAGCUCACGAAACCGCAACGCAAACAGCUUGGAAAAAGUAGUAAAAAAACGAAAGCGGCAAUCACCAGUGGAAAGGCAGGAAGCAAACAGCAACUGCAAAACAAGAAGAAGAAAAACAAACAGCAAGAUCCGGGAGACGCUUCUUGCUCAUCAUCAUCGGAGGACGAUUAUGAUGAAAAUGACUAUGCGUUGCUGGACCAGUCUGACGAGGAAGACGAGAGCGCGGUAGUCGAGGCGUACGACGAAGAACUACUGCAAGCUUUUGAAGCGUUGCCAGACAUGAGCCCGCACCUCUACGCUGACGCGAUAGUAUCGGCGCGGUCCGGAACAUCCGCCGCAGAGGCGAUGGACAUGAGGACGGUUUUGAAAAUGAUGAUCGCUCGCGCGAAGGCGAAGUACAGGAUGAAGGCCAAACGGGACGAAUUUCUGUACCGAGACGCACUGCGAUUUAUCAUACGGAUGAAGAUUUUGAAUUUUUAUGCAACUCCCGGCAUGGUAAAAGUAGCAAGAGCAGCUGACCAGAAGAAGCGGUACGGUUUUGCACAUGUAUUGCAGGACGCAGAUACACAAGAUCUAGCUGCCCAACAAAGCCAGAGCAACAGCUUGCCGACAAACAAUAACGACAGCACACAACUGACAAGCGCGCCAACACGGGCUCCAAACAGCAGCCGCCACCAUCAUCUCAAAAACAGCAAUACAGAUUCCGAAUCCGGACAGCAGCACACACAACUAGCUGCAGUUGAUACGACCAUGAUGGACGACGAUCCGCCGAAGAAAAAGGGCUUGAGCUACAAGGUGAGCGAGUCUGUUCUUCCAGUUUUCACAUUAAACAAGAAGAAUUUGAGCAGUGCCGCAAAAAGCGCUCUUUUGUCGGCGAGCAGUAACACUAAUAGUUUGGAGCUGGUAGAACAAGAAGGUGGAGAAACAGAUGAGGAGAUGCGAAGGCGGGAACGAAUUGAGUCGAGUCAUUUGAACUGGGACGGAGACCGACAGUUAGUUUACCCACCUUGCUCAGAUCCGAGCAAUGGAGUGGCGACUGAUCCGGGCCAAAAUCCCAACAGGCCACCGAAAAUAGUAACGAGGAUCGUGCCGGACAGUACCCCUUUCGGCGACGUGAAGCAGCUCAGCGCCAAGGUGUACUUAUUCAGGUCCAUCAACAACGGGCAAGAUGUGGUGAUGUAUGACUUCUCGUUGGAGCCGAUAGGAACAGAGGGCGGGUUUCUGUCGGUAGUCGACGACAUAUACUUAUUCCUUGAAAAUUAACAAUCCCUAUUCGUCACCAGCUCCAUGCUGUGUUUGUCAUGCAAAACAUGUUGCGCGUUUUGUGUUUGUCAUGCAAAAAUGGAAAAUUGAUGAUUUACUUCUUCGUGCACUUUGGAUGGGGAUGGUUAAUUUUCGGAGAAUACUGGGAGCAGGCGUGGAAGGUGGGGCUACCCCUGCCCGGGGUCUACAGCAACAUGGAGUAUGGCGGGUACCUCCCCCCGUCAAGGCCUGCUUGCAUCACAGCGUCCGAUUGUGGAUCAGACAUGGUCAAACUGGGAGACAAUACGGUGUACCUGACCGAAGCUCUUCGCUGCGAAAACAAGACGCGGCGGGUGGUAGAGCGACCGGCAGAACCGAACUGGUCACGCACGUCGAUUUUUUGCCAGCUCCAUCAUAUUAUCCUGUGCAAAACCACAAGUCAAAGUAUCGCUACUAUUAGUUGCGAACGCGAUCGCGCAUGACAAAGUGAAAGAGAAACAAAAAGAAGCGUGGACACCGUAUCCAUAGCCAUAUGCUGUGUGUAAUGCUAGGACUACUGCGGUACUUUGAUUUACAUUUUUGCAAUGCAUAGAGAUGUCGAAUUUGGGAAAAACCGCCCUGCAGUGCAUCUCUGCCGCCUAUGGCAAGAAAAUCGAGAAGACAGUAACAGCAGUGAGUAAAGUCAUUAAUAGUAUGUUUCUCACGAAGAAGGAGCUUCCCAAGCGUGCACCGCGGGAAGAUCGUGAAGGCAUUAUUCCUGUCGGUGAUGUGCGAAAACAAAAAGAGCGGCGGGACGCGCGGGCGCGAGACCAGGAGGUUGUGAUGCAGGACGUGGAGGAGUUCAUGCGCGAGGGAAAGGUCAUUCUCGACGGCAAGGCUUUGAAAGGAGACGAACUGCGGGCAUACCACGAAGCGACUGAGUCGGGCAAUCGUCUGCAGUUGCGGAAAGAUGCUGGCAAAACAGAAUUCAAUCACGACGACGAAGUGCAGGAUGCACCAAAAAAAGUGAGCCACUACGUGCGCACCCGCUGGCUCAGCUUGGCGAAUACUGUGAGUGGGCUGAUGAAACAGAAGCCCAUUCUGGCGGUGAAUAUUCCACGACUAGCAGCAGACCGGGAGAAGAAAUAUCAGAAGAACAAAAGUAGUUUAAUCAGACGCGCCUGGACUGCAGUUACCAGCGAACCGUGGUGGACUUGCAUUACCGCACUGAAGAGCUCCCUGGAUCUUUAUCACGCUGCAACCUUCCCGCUCCCCUUCGGCGAUGUGAUUUGAAGAAUGAGUCUUCAGGUAGAAGUAAAGUCUAAAGGUAAGGCAUAAUCAUGGCUGGUCUUUAUCUAUAGGAUCUGCUUCUGCAUUACAGGAAAUAGAAAUUGCAAUACAAAUAGAAAUACGAUUACGAAUUUAAAGAGAAAUAGAAUGUGGCGCAGUGGUGGCACUGCUGCUUCUGCAUUACAUUCCUGGACGACCACGCAGUCGCAGACGCUCUGGAUCUGCGUCUGCAUCUGCUUAUCGUUAAUGCAAAUGAAUAUACAAAUUAUAAGUAUGUGUGGAACUAUUAGCGUAAGUGCAUGCACAGCCACAGCUUCUACUUCGUUAUCAUUUACAUUGUGAUUUGCAUUUAGAUUUUCGAGAUUUAGAUUUUCUCCGUAGCCUUACCUUUAGCUUCACGCAAGCGAGCCUGAAGAUUACUUUUUCAUUAGCAUAGUGUCGUCCUCGACUGCUCUGCCGACGUGAUGCGGUCGCACGGCUUGUCGACUUCUGGGGCGGAUAGUUUCGAGUUGGCCCGCCACUGUGUCAAGCCGAUCGAGAAAGCCCGCUUGUGGAACCGCUUGUCGCUGACCACGAUGCAACUGGGGAACGCGAAGGAUGCCUUCGGGCGGUGCUGCUUGACGUUUCUUCGCAUUAUCGACGACCUGUUUCAUCGGCAGGAACCCUUACGGAGCUUUCCACACCGGUUGCACGGCCUCAUGAGGGGCGGCGAGGUGCGGGCUACAGCACAGGAUCUGAUCCGCCUUGGGAAACAGGGCAAACUCGACAGAAUUUCCUUCGACUUUUUCCAAGAUUUUCCCGGUGAACUACAACGAGCGGCUGAUGACGACGCGACGAUAGACGGGCCUGAACCGGAUCAAAUACCGAAUUGGUCGCCGGCCUUUGUGGCCGACCUCAAACCGCUGCUGUCCGCACUCUUCCCUUCGAGUCAGGACUGCGAGAAACUGAACUCGACGUCGACGGAGAUACACCGCGAGGUCAACACUGGAAAUUUAGGGAUGGAGUUGGCGUCGGCAAGGUACUGGGAAAAAUAAAAAAUAAAAAGCUGCUGGCUUUUUAUUUUUAAAAAAUUUUAAUUUUCAUUUCGAUUUCAAUUUCUGUUGUCAUCUAGAUUUACAUUUGCUAUGACUUACACUUUUGCAAUUAGAUCUAGUUUUCCACUUGCAUGCUAGUGCAUAUGUAAAAUCAUCGACGUGACUGAUAAUGAGCGAGAGCUAAAUGAAAAUGAUCAACAUUGAAACGCAGUACAAAACUCCAGGGGCUUCAACCGCAACAAUUACCUGGCAGCCUUUGAGCAAUUUGAGGACGCGCGCAACAAGGUGUGCUGCCCUCACGCGCGGAGGAGCGGACAAGCCAAGAAGUAUUUCACUUCCUCGCCGAUGAUCGUUUUCAGUGACGUGUGUCAUGUGAUUCAGAAGCACUUCGGCAAGGAGAACUUUUACAAUCCGGGCCGGGCAAUAACAGGCGCUAAGACAAAGAGGAAAGCAGAGUGGCCGGCAUUGUGCAUGUCGGAGACUGACAUCGUGCCGGGUACUUUGAUCUACUUCAAACUUCGGCCCGAUGCACCCAAGAUCGAAACGCAGUGGCUGUGCGUCGACUCCUGCAAUAAUGACGCGCACCUAGUAGCAGUCGACGACGUUGAUUGUACUGGAGAAUACUACGUCGAUGCAGAGCAAAAAAUGCGGCUGUCGGAACUAAUCUACAGAUACGCCGCCUGGUAUCCUCCGAAAGAGCAAGCGGAUAAAACUACGUCCGGGGAAGAGCAAAAUGAUGGCAGCGCGGAGUUUUUGCCCGAAGGAGACGAAGGUGAAAACAACAAGCAAAAAGGGAAAAAGAAAACGCAGAAAGCAGCAUCUUCAAAAGAACAAGACGUUAACAAGAGUGGGGCGGUGGUAGCGGCGUCGCACGCGGCCGGAAGUAAAAAAGAAGCGAAUAUUAUCAGCAAAAAUCCUGACGAGGACGUGCGGGAAGACAACGAAACCGAUCUGGAUGUAGAUACGAUUUUGAAAAAUAAAACUCGGAACAAGAAGAAGCAGAACGCGAACAGCUCGCAUCUUCAUACCACUUUGCUGCCGCCUAUUCUGGAGGAAGACGAAGAAGAUGAAGAUGUGCGUCCGAUGAACAACUCGACUGCCGCUGUGUCAUCAUCAUCUUCUUCUGCUGCGGUGCCAAAGCAGCUCUUGUUGCAUGGCAAAAACAACAUCGACAUCAGUAUCGGCGGAGUGGAAGUGGAGAUCAAGGAAGAGGAAACCGAGUUGGACCCGAACAGGAGGGAAACAGUUAUGGUUGACUGCGCCGUGAAUGUGAACAACCUUUCCCGGAAGCGACGGCCCACCACGUUCGUAGACAUCAACGGCGGCGUGGUGACAGACGAACAUAAACUCACACUGCGGUUGAAAAGUGCUGACUUUUCCGGUUUUUCUGUCCGACAUGAUGAUAGUGAUUCGGAUGGCGGAUUUUCUAUCUACUACGACGAGUCAGCGAAAUGGAAGAGCAGUGUGGACCAGAAGUACGUGGCGCAAGACGGGGAGACUCUCGUGGAUGAGAUGCAGACGGAGGAGCUCGCGUUGAUAGAAUACGGGAAGCGGGAAACGUGGUCUUUGUUGGAACUGAAGAAAAAACGAAAAACAAAAAAGGCCGAUCUUCUGCAGGGCUUGUUGCCUGGCGACGACGAAGGAGAAAACAAAAAAGACGACGACGUCCUCGUUGCUCGGCAGCGCAAGCAAAUGUUGAAUAAGCGGCAGCGGGAUAAGAAGUGGAAGACGUUCAACCGGAUCGAUGCACAACCAGAAAUGAUGAUAAGCAACCUGUGGAAGGCGUACAACGGGUACGCCACGUACAAUCCGGAGACGAAUGUGUGGCGGGGGUCGUGCUUACGAAGCACAAAGAAGACAUCCUAUCUGCAGUGGAGUGGUGCCGGCGAAUUAAAGACGAAAAAAAAAGCAUCUCGGCGGUGCUUUACAAAAUCUUCGCGGUUGCAGGUGUCUUUGGACAUGUGCAACUACAUCAAGGCAAACAUCGUGGGCGCAAAGGACAAACUUCCCAAAAAGUUUGUUAUGCCGACACCGGCGCAAAAGCAGAAAGCAGCGGAAGUGUGCCAGGAGUUCAAAAAGCAAGUGUUCGAAGCGGGCUCAGCGGCAGGUGACGACGGAAGCGAUUCGGAGUUGGAAAGUGAUUCAAGUUUUGGAAGCAGCAGCGGAGAUGAUGACUCAGACGGUGAGCCUUGGCGGUAGAGCUUGCAUAUGUCUCUGUGUUUGCACCUGUAGCGCGUUUGCACUUUCCACAUCACUACUCUUAAUCCUACUUGAACUGGUGCUCUUAUUGUUAUUGCGCUGACUAUGUAUUAGGAAUAUAAUAAGGAAUAAAAAUGAACGCAAAUCUACAGCGAAAGAAGUAUAACUACAGAUAGAAGCUGCGGAGUAAGCUGUUGCAGCUAUUGGAAAAAACGAUCAAGAAAGACGCUUUUCGCAAAAGGUUCCUGCGCUGUAUAAUGUAGAAACUGCGGCAAGUGCAAAAGUAUUCCAGCUAAAAUAGUGCGCUUCUCUUUCUGAUUUCUUAGAGCUUUUCUUUCUGAUUUCUUCGAGCUUUUCUUUGGGUUUCUAUGUGCAGAAUGAAUAUUGAGAAGCAAUAGGCUUUGCACUCCAGCGCCUAGAGCUACUUCAACGAGCUGGAAAAUCUCUAAUAUAUGGCGUUGCGGUUGCUCUGCGAGAGACAACGAGGAGGGCGCCGCCGUGUUUUUUAUGCAGAUAAUUGCUGGCGUUCCAGACACUUUUUUGAUCAAAUGCAAAGGAAAGCUCUGCUCUUUGACACCUUUUUUGAGAGCAAAAGUAGUGACUUUCGUUCCUUCGUCGGUGGUUUUUGUUGAUGUGUAGUUGCUUUGAAAGUGUUGUCGGAGAUCUUUUUUUGGAUGAGAAAUGAUGACUUUGAAAGAGUUGCAAAAUCAUCAUUUUGGAUUAAAUCCCAGAAGUUAAGGUUUUGAAACCUUAGCCUAAGGUUUUGAAACCUUAACCUAAGGUUUUGAAACCUUAGCCUAAGGUUUCAAAACCUUAGGUUAAGGUUUCAAAACCUUAACUUCUGGGAUUUAAUCCAAAAUGAUGAUUUUUGCAUCUUCUGAAAAUCAUCAGAUUUGAUCGCAAAGUGAACAACUCGCGAGGAUAAUUCACAUUGAUUUCAUGCCAAUUCAACCUUCACCAUCAUCCCAAAGCCCGUAGCUGAGAGACAAUUUUCGCUUCAAAUCAUCUACUUCUGGUAGUCGUUUUCAACUUGUCGGAGAGCACCACACACUCUCCGACCACAGGAUGGCGCACACCUCCGUGACCGUCGCACAGACGGAAAAGGAGGUCCUCCUCUAUGACAAUCGUCAAAAAACCACCACCGAGAUCGGCAACUUCACCAUCAACACGUUCCAAAUUCCGGAUGAGCAUGGUGUGUUUGUGCGGCCGUUGACCCAGGCUAUCUUGGACGUCACGAAGAAACACAAACUAAACAGGGACUGUAAUCCCUUUCAAGUACUCAAAUUACAGACCGCCCUCCGGAUCGGAAGAUACACGGCAAAUGAUUGGAGUACAGCUUUUUUUUUGAUUUUUUGGUCUUUCGUGAACAUUUGUAAUGCAUAUGAAACUCUUUAGCUUUGCACUAUCAUCACGCAUGAGAUUCAAACUAUUAUAUCCCUCAGGAAUGAUUUUGGUCGACAACGGUCCCUCCGCCACUGCUGACAACAAGUGCGGGCGCUUGUCUGGUAACCACAGUCGCGAGGCUUUCGGCAACGUCGGACUCGCGACCGUCGAGCCGCUGAGCCUGAAAGUAUAGCGCGAUUUUCAUUUUCUUUUCUAUAUAGGAUAGGUUGCGUGUUUGUCUUGCAUACAUCUUAGUAUACAUGCCAUGCCAUUGAUUUUUCAUCAAUGAUUCUAUUUUCAUGCAAUACAAAGAUCAAGAUUAUGAAUAUCAAAACAAAACAGUGCGUCACUCUGCGCCACUCCCUGAGCGACCAUGUUGCGUUGGUCGAAAGAUUUAUCCAGAUUCGCAAUAUGGGAGAUGGAUUUCUUAAACCGACUGCAUUUUUUAUCUAUUUACUUUUGCUGCUUAUGGUAAUGGUUAUGAUUUUGUUUUUCGUCUCAAGUUGAAAUGCAAAUCUGUCAUGCAUAUGCUGUUAUACUUUGACUUUGACUUCGGUGUUCGUUUUGCUUUUUCGAAAGAGUAGUGAUAACGUUUCAGACGCGCACGCAUGUAGAGAGCAAAAGCAAAUGCAUAUCCGAUACAAGCACAAAGAAAUCAAAAAAUUAAAAACUGUGCAGUUUUUUGAACAACUGCAUGUGCUGAAGCCGUUGAAGGAAUCCUUUGCCACGUACAAGAAACAGUGCCAGGAGGCGAUGGCGAUCCCGUGUGGCAUCUUGGAGUACGCCCAGCGCCGCGUGGAAGGCAUCACGACCGGUGUUUGUGUGGAACAGACGCCGCACAUCGUGAAGCGCGAAAUCUUCGAGCCGUGGACGAUGACUGGUACCACCAUCCAUUGCGAGUUGCAUCCGGAUCAGCACGCGAACCUGUUUCCCCAGUUUAAAGUAUAUUUUUCUUUUUUAGCAUGAGCGUCAGUUCCAGUUGAUUUUGAUUAUGAUUUUAUUUAGGAAUUGGUAUUGGAAGCUGUAGGCUACAGAGUAAUAAGGACGACGAUGAGCAUGAGGUAGACGUAGAGCUAGAAUCUCGCACUCCUAUUCUCAGUUAUAUAGUUUUUGUUUUGUUUUAGUUUGUGCUUUUUUUUCAGUCACAACACUCGCGACGUUGCUUCUAUGUCUAUGCUGAUUACGCAUGCAAUUGCACAUCUCCAACUACAUCUACAUCUACAGAACGAAUACGCUAAAUUCACGGGCCUCGACAUCGGUAGCCAGGCGUGCGACCUGUGGUGUGCCUGCUACAUCGAAAUAAAGUACGGCACCAAGCACAGCAUCUCCCAGGCCUUUGGCACGGAAAAGUUGAUGCUGCAGCAGGACCAGCUGAACUUGUGCCGCUUGUGCCAAGCGAACGCCAACGGUCACAUCAACGAAGUCGAGAAGGAUUUGGGCCUGGAUCUCAAGCCGGCCCAGAUGCGCGACAAGAACCCGAGCAACGAGGUCCGUAAGAAGAUCGUCCAGCUGUAUCAGAACUUCUCCGACUACAAGAAGCGGAUCACGGCGCCGCCCAAGAAGGAGAAGGAAGUGAAGGAGGAUGACAUGGACCUGUCGGAAGCGGAAGAAGAGAAAAACUGGGAAAAUAUAACGCCGGCGUCCGUGAAGCUCCUGACGCCCAAGGACGGUUUUGUGUUCAGGAGGGUCCUCGAGCCGAAACAACAACUCGAUCACGACACGUACACCAAGAAGGUUAUGCACUGCAAAAGUAUCGCACUCAUACCAGUAACUAGUUGUAGUGGCAGAUACGAUAUAAUGCAUGAGAUGAGCGCAUGAGUUUCGAAUUCGUAUUUAAAUUUGUAUUUGAUCUACAUUUAGAUUUAGAAAUGGAUUUUCAUUUUGGCUUGUUUCUGUGUUUGUCAUGCAAGACAUCGCAAACGCAGUUGCUGAUAGUGCGAUACUUUUGCAAUGCAUAAAAAUGCUGCCGGGCCUGAUCAUCAACAUGUACCUGAUGCGCAACGACCGCUUGCCGAACAUGGAGCUGGUGGCGAAGAGUCAUGGCGAACCCAUGCCGACGUACGGUUGGUCUGCGGGGCAGCGUGUCGCCAGCGACGACGGAAAGCAGCAGUUCUGGACCAUCACCACCUGGCACCAGCCCAGUGAGAACUGGAGCGAAAUCAUCAUGAAGAACUACGUGCCGCAGGGCUACCUGAUGCCGUUGACCGAGGAUGGGAGGUUAAGCGAAGACAUGGCGCGGCGCAAGCGCAUCGUCAAGCCGAAGCCGAUCGCCGAUGAUUCGAAGAAAAACAAGAACUCGUCCGAUGAGACCGGCGAGUCGAAGAAUGAGUCGGAGCUGGUCGAUCAAUCCGGUGACGCCAUCAUGCAGGACGCCGACAAUACCACUAACAACAACAACGCGGAUGUCGUCCCCGCCGACGAUAAGAACGCGGACAAGGAUAAGGCUUCCGGAGAUGAAGAAGAGGAAGAAGAAGAUGGUCCAGCGAAGAAAAAGGCCAAGAUGGGUAAGAAAGGAAAGGGUAAGAAAGGCAAAGGUAACAAGAAAAACGAUGAUAAGGACGUGGCCGACGACACCAAGAAGUCCAAGUCGAUGAAGAAGUCCAAGAUGGUGAGCUUCAAGCUGUCGCAGUCCUCCAUGCAGGGCCAGUCCGAGGAGCAGCAGAUUUCUGCGAAGGAGAAGCGGGAUAUCGAAAAGAAGGCCAGAUCCCCGCCGAGCAAGAAGCAAAAGCAGGAUGACGAAUCCCAGGUGGAGCGCAUCGCCGCUGGUGUGAACAACGGCGCCGAGUUGGCGAAGCACCUUGCUGCUUCUGAUGUACUACAUAACAUGUUUGCGUUUUUGCGUUUUGGAUCAUGUGCUUCUACUUCAACAUUUGAUUUGGAUUUUCGUAUUCGUAUUCUAAAACCUGAGCUAAGGUUUCAAGCCCUUAGGUUAAGGCUUCAAAGCCUUAACUUCUGGGAUUUAAUCCGAAAUGAUGACAGAGACAAACCAAAACCCAACUCCUCUUACUCAUGACAUAAAACUAAAACUCAGCGUCAUAAUCAGGGUGCUGAGAUCGCUACGACCAACCACGUCAUCGACACCAUCUGCGACAUCGGUUUUCGCUACAUCGAGCUGAGCGAUUUCUUGAAGUACGAGUCGAUCCGGCUCGAGCUGGAAGAGAAGCCGUUGCUCUAUGAAGAAAAGAAGGACCCGGAUGCGGACCACGUCGUCAUCAACACGAUCCGCGUUUUGGAGCCGUACAAGGAAGCGAUCGGAACUUUGAUCAAGGAUAGCGCGCGCCGCGUGAAGGCCGGUGAUGACGCUGAAAAGGCCAUCAAAAAAGCCGCUGAUGCCAAGAAGGCCAAGGAACACGAGGAGAGCCUGUACAAAAUGACGAUCGAGUACUUGAAGGACAAAUCCAACGUUAGUCCGGCGUGGUUCAAGGUCCGCGAGAUCGCCAAGGCUGACUACGUGAAGUACCCGAAGGUCGAGAAGGAUAAGCCGCAGAUUGAUGAGGAGAAGAAAGACAAGAAGGAUGACAAAAAGGAGAAGAAGAAGGAUAAGAAGUCCAAAAAGGAGGCGGUGGAGCCGGCCUCGGGGAAGUUGCGCGACCUCAUCAAGUUGCGUUCGGAGUUCCGCCUCUGCAAACAGUUUUACAACCUCGGAGACGAGGAGAUCAACAAUGGCGGCAAGUUUGUUUUGAACAAGCUGCGGCACCCGCAGAACGCGUUGUCGUUGGGCGGUAUGUACGAGUCGAUCUACGCGAAAGCGUUCCCGUGUCCGACCACGUGCGUUAAGUACAUGUGGAAGUAUACCGCCAAGACCGUGGCCCCCGGUGCCGCGAAGACCAGCCAGGAGUCCACUGAUGCCAAUCCGGUGGAUGACGAAUUCUCCGAGAUGAUUAAACUCGUCGACGUCGAGAUUCCCAUGGGCCCCGGCGCGACCGGUCCCUGCGAGGCCACUGGUGAGUACAGCCGGCAGUUCUUGACCGUCAAGAUGCCCGUCCGCGCGUCCGACGACCUCGCGUACGAGCGCAACGUCAAGAAGUACAAGCGUGACUUCCAGCAGAUGCAGGAUGAUUUGAGCGAGUUCUUUGACGGAGAUAAUGACGACGAAUACGCGAACAAUGUCUCCUCGUCCGACUCCGACUCGUCGUCUUCCGAGGAAGAGGAGGCUAGCUAAACUACUUCAACGUGAGAAGUGAAUGAGAAUGAAUAUACAAAGUGAAAGGAAAAACUACUUCUAUUUUCAUAGUUUUAGUUACAGCGAGUGCUAGUGACAUAGAGUCUACAACUACACGCACAACUACCAGCACCACCACAAUCAAAAUUAAAAAGAAAAGCUCAGGAGGCUUGUUCUAAUCGGAAGAGUAGCAGCAUUAUAGACGACAAGAAUCAGUGAAGACCGUUUCUCUACUUUCUAACUCUAUUAAAAAAUAGGUUUAGAAACAGCUGUCUGGAGCAAUGCUUGUCCUCUCGGUCUUGCAGUUGCAACCUUUACUCAGCUCCUUGCAUUCGAUGUCCUUGCUUAUCGGUUUCUUCCUAAUAGUAACCACGCCAAAACUUCCAUUAUAGUUUUGCUUUGUACGAUGAGAAUACAAAUACUAAUACUGUAGGAGCCGAGACUCAAGCACAAUCGGCGGGCAAUGUGUUAGCAUUUAGCUUCAUACCUGUAUCCUAUGCCAUUUGGAUCUGCUUUUCCCAGUCCGGAGUUUUUGCGUGUGCUGCUGUUGCCGCGCUCGUACUUGCUCGGACACGGCGUCAACCUAUCACCGCGUCGCUGUAUCAGAUUUGUGGUUUCGACUAUCACCGUUGCGCCUCUGUUGCGAUGGAGAUAGUCACCGUCAUUUGUGCAUGACCGUUGAAAGAGUUGCUGUAGGUCCCGGUCGCAUUUACCUGAUGGGGCGUAUGAAGUAGUCAGGCUAUAAAUAGUUUUUUCAUCGUUUCGAUAUCAAGGAUAGUAAAAUUAUAAAUUGAAGUAUGAAUAUCGGAACUGAUGCUAAGAUCUGUCAUGUCGGUUCGAGUUUGAUUGUUGAAUCCCAGCAUCGCUCGAGCUUCCUCUUCUCUUUCGCUGUCGCGCGGUGAUACUUGGGUUUAUUUUUACUUCCACACUACGACUACCAGAUCCAGAACCAGUAGCAGUACCAGUACGACAAUAGCGAUUAUUUUCAUUUUUAUAGUAAACAAGAAGCACGCGGAAGCUGAGAUGUGCAUGAAACUAGAACAGCAACAAUCAUAGGGCAUAAAGAUAAAACGCAACAGCUUUUGUUUCGCACUGUCAUGAGUCAAGCUAUAUGAACGAAAACGAAAGUGCGCUUGCGCCAACGCCUCAUGUCGUUUCUAGAUACAUGCUGAUAAAACAAAUUGAAUACCUGCUCUCUGCUCCAAAAUGUUUACUGUAUCGCGAAGGGGAUGGGGAGGCCCGGCUUGGUCGUGGUUGUGCUGCUCGUUGAUGAUGUCGCGAGGUAUGACGGUUUGCGUAUUUCUUGCGUAGGACUGGCUGCCCACGUGAUCAUCGGCUUGCUGAGUUUCGCUUCCAAGCUGUAGGUCGCAGCUCUAUGCUUCAACUCGUCGGCAAAUCUGUUUCGAUUUGAUUUUUUGUGAAAGUCAAUCUAAAUGAAAAUAAAAUCAGGAAGUUGAGGUACGAAAAUAGUUAUAAUUUUAUGAAGAGAUCGAUUGUGAAAAAUAAAAAUUAAAAUAGUUUUAUUUGAAGAACUACAUGAAAAAAAGCUUCCGGGUCGUUCUACAUAAAAAAGAAAGUCAAAUCAUUUAGAAUGAAAUUUUCUCUCGAGAUGAAAAGCGUGCGAGUGGUUGUUGUCAUUGAAUUUGACUUUCAAAAUCAAACUCUGCCUCACACAGAAUGUCUUCAAUAUCUCUAUUUAUUGUGGAACUACGCGAAGCAUCACAAACAGUAAUAGAAACAACAGCGAGCACAAGAACAAUCAGACUAGCACUGAGCCUGGCCAAUUCGUUACUUCGAUUGUUUCUAGGGAAGUGAACGUGAUAGCUGCGACUGAGAACUUAAAAGAAUCAUGACUCUCGAUACAAUUGAAGUGCGUGGAUGUUGAAGUCUUCUACUUUUUUUACUGCCAGCACCUUCCCCGUGUUUGUGCCGGUAGGUUUAAAUUUGCCGCAGCUUCGAUUCCACUAUGCUCACCUUUACCAGUGUAACCAAACAAUUUUCCAUCUGCCCUGCAUCUUCCACUACGUGCACGUGCCUCCGCAUCGAUGCAAAGGUAGGGGGUUGAUUUCAAUCAUGUCUACUGCGUGCGAACUACUGCCUUCUUCUCUUUUAUCAAGGAGGGGCAAUCUAAAAUAUGAAACGCAGCGACUUUUGAACCUUAAAGCCCCUACCGGAUUAUACAAAAAAUUCCCUGCAACUAUGAUUCGCCUGUAGAUCACAGAAUUUGAUUCUCACGCACUCUUUGUUUUGUGGUGCUGGUGACGGUCGGAGUGUCUGUCUUCACUACAUGUCAAUUGGCGUGGAAGAAGUCACAUCGGUCUGCACUGCUGUCGCUUGUUUGUCUUUCUGGUAAACAUGCGCGUCGCGGUUCGGGUUCGCUUUGAUCACCAGUAUCGUUUUCCAGCUACACUUCCUUAGCCAAGUACAUCACCGCUAGCGUUGAGUGUGAGUAUGUGCAUGCGAAGCAAAUAGUGAUGAUAAUGAUAUGAAAACACUUUGGAGAGAUGAUAAUGUUUUUGAUAUCACAUGGCGUGUCCGAUAUCACUACUGCAUAGCCUAAGUAUCACUGCCAACCAAAGUCGAGGUCGAUUACUACACAGAAUGCAAGGAAUGUAGCCCAUUCUGAUUUACCACUUAUUUUCUCCACUUGAGAUUGAUAUUGAAUGACAACGCGAACGUGAUUAAGCGUGGACUGUUUUUAGCAGAAUCUCCGUGCUGCUCCUGCUGAGGUUGUCGUUGAUGCAGUUGAUGACGCGUGAGGUCACUUCACACUCAGAUUCAUGCACUCAAGUGGUUGCACUAGUUGCUACGGGGAAUCAAAUGACGGCGGUCGUUGCCUGCAUGUUUUUUGCCCACUUCGCUGGAGCUGAAAGACCUGGUGUUCAUUCUUGAUGAUUUCCCUUUUAUUGUCGGCGCCGGAGACUGAUGCACAAGCUCAAGCACAGCUACUGCUACAGGCACAGCCACAUCUCAAGCUAGUGUAGCAUUUGCAGUAGUAUGAAAAUGAAAAUCAAAAGCGAAACAAGAGUUCCAAGAAUACGAAUGGCCAGAGUCAGGGUAGCGGCAGACCCUUCUGAAAGAUGAGAAGAGCGCGAAAGUACCUUCGCGAUCAGAUCACGCAAAAUAUUUAAAUUUGCGUUGAGCUUGAGCCUGAGACUCAGACUCAUCACUCAGUGGAUCGGAAAAUAAAAAUCAAAAUGCCAACAGAAAAUCAAAAGCGUGCCCCAACUGACUGCACAAACCCAAAUACUUCAGGGCGUUGUAUGCUUGACCACUUGCAGUUCAUAAAAUUCACACAUCACAGCUUUGACUCUGUUGCCUUUCCGCAUCUUUUAUUGAUACUGUAACUGCGGCAAUUUUUUCGCAAUUGCACUUUCUAGAAAAAAACUUCCGGUAGUUCGCGGCUCCACUUGCCAAAAAAAAUGUCCCGCCACCCGAAGUCUGACGACAUCGCGGACUUCAUGGAGAAGUUCACAAAGGUCGACGCCCCGAAAAUCCCCAUCGAGGCCUUGGUUGCUGCCGAGGGCCGCAAGGUCAACGCGAAACAUUCCGAGGACCACUUGAAGACCAUUGCUCUCAACAUGGAGGGCCCUGUCAUGAAGUCCAUGGACGGCAAACACAGCGUCGACAUCGGUGACGACCCGGACAUGUUGGCGAUGUGCGCGAUCAUGGAAAAGUACUCGUCCGCGAUGAAGUUCACGCCCAACGACACGCCGUGCCACUUGGUGCCCAAAGCGGUGCCGUACUGGAAGAAGAUCGGCCCCAAAGCCGUGAAGUUGGAGGGUUUCGUGCUUCCGGAUGACGUGGAUCCGAAGCGGAAGGGAUUGUCCAUCAACGUGACACUCGUGGUGCUGUUUUUUGUUGUGCAUAUGUGUCAGCAUUUGUAGACAUGCACGAAUAUCAAUAUGAAUGAAGUUGAGCUGCGUGCUUUCAUGUAUAGCAAAGCCAAAUGGAGACGAGAAUUAAAAUGAUACUCAAACCCUGCGCAUCCACUUCAACUUCAGUUGCAAAAUGAAAAAGAUUAAAAAUUACGUUCAGGCCGACGAAGAUAUUGUGAACAACGCCCCGGACUUGGUCGGUGUCGUGAAGAACGAUGACGGAGAGUGGGAGCGCAAGGAGGAGUCCAAAGCCAAGGCCUCUUCAUCGUCAUCUUCGGCGCCGAAGAGCAAGAAGAAAUCCAAGUGAUGUGAUCGUGGUUGAUAACGAUAUGGGAAGGAAAAGCGUUUGCGUGACACUUGAUCGACACUACAAGCAAUGAGAGACACGUUAUCUAUGACGCAGCUACUGCUGUAUGUUUAGGUUUAAGUUGAUCCUUCGUUUCUUGUGCGGUAUAGACGUAUGCGCUCAAGCUCUUCGUUGAAUGUUGAUGAUGUUUUUACUUUCCUCUCAUUGUCAUGACAUGCACGUUGUAGAGGUACAUUUACAUUUCGACCACUGUUUUGAGCUCGAUGCUGAGUCAGAAUUCCUUCUAUGUUGACAAUCAACAUCAUUAUCAUGAAUGUAACUGCAAGUGGACAUAAGCAAAACCAAAACGCGUUCAGAUGGCGUAGAAACAUCACAAGAGCUGCCUCGAUUGCCGACACAUAUGUUUUUUCACUCCGUCAAAUCAUACUCUUCAACAUUGCGAAAAAGAUAGCCGAUCACGUGUCACGAUCAAACGAAAGAUCACAUAUCUGGUCCAGAAAUUGUCGCGCGCUGUGGAUAGAUCUACACGAGGGGAUCAAUCCGGGGGAGUGGGCAUCCCUUAUUAACCCACGGCGAUCGACUGUUCAUGCAAGGAGAAACAAUGCAAAUUCGGUCAAAGUUUUUUGUUUUUUUUUCGAAAAAGUCGGCGUGCGACCUUUCAAAUCCAAGAUCUAUCCGUGAUAAAUCCGGAUCUAUCCGAGACAUGUAUCAGAUCUAUCCUAAAUAGUUAAGGAUUACAGUCAUUAACUUUAUAUUUACUUUUUCGCCCUUCAUUCCCCCCAACGACUUCCUGGCCGUCUUAGCGAUAAUAGUGGCCGACAUCAGAAGAAGCAGGGGGCUACUUUGCUUUUUGCUAAGCGCUGCAAAACCAGCGAGCCGAGCGAAACGCCAGCUGACUGCGCUCUUUCGGGAAAAACUACAUAAAAUAGAAAAAGCGCCACAGCGUGGGCGAUGUCUGUUUCGCUUGCUACUAAGUAGCAUCUACUCGAAGCGAGACCGCGUCUGGCGCUGUAAUCUUAAAAAAGAAAGGAAUGGCGCAGAAUGCGCCGUAGCAUUGGCGUUCAGUUUCGGACGGAGGGUUCGCGAUAAAAAGCCCCCCGAUUUCGAGAAGGGGGGCGUGGGGGGGUAAGGUCGGUCAGAAUCCGGACUCGGGGGGGCUUCUCGGUAUCGAGAAGGGGGUCGAUUAAUCGUGCAGGCUCUUACAGAAAGAAGGCAUUUGUAAUGUGGAUUCGGCAUCGGGAUAAGUACCUGCUCGGAAUCUGGGAUGCUAGCGCUUGCAUGUUGCCCAGAUCGGGUCUGGGCUAGGCAAAAACCGCAUCGCAAAGGUCUGCACUCUACUUUCAGACCCAGACACUUUUGCAUUUGAUAGUGGAACAGCACGACCUGGAGCAAGAGGUGGUCGCCGUGGCUGACAGCGACAAGGAGAAGACCAGGAGCAAUUCGGGUUUAUUCCGCCCCCCGUCGGGCCAGCAACUGGAAGAAUUUCUGGCCGCGGAAGGUGGACAAAAAGAUGCGGAGCAACCUUCUCCACAACUCGACGCAGGAGGACAACAUGGUGUUGCUAGUACCCCGUUCUUUCAAGUAGACCGGCCUUCUACUACCGUGGCACGAUCUCUACGUGAACUAGUGCUGCAAAAGGCGCACCAGCAGGAGCAGGCAAUGUUUUUGCAGCAGGAGCGCCCUCCGCCAAAAAGGGAACAAGAUCUUCAUCCCGCAGAUGAGCGUGACUUUCUUCGGUCCAGUUUUACUUUCUCUGGCGAACAAACGCUGAGGAGUAGAUAUCCUGUGCAAAAGUAUCGCACUCGUCGUAGUAAUUGCAGUCAUGGAUUACAAAUUUUUUUCGAAAGGUAAAUCCGCAUGAUAAAUUUUAAUGUGAUGCAUUUAUACGACGAGUACGAUACUUUUGCAAUGCAUAAUAGACGACCUCCGACGAUUCCGGGGGUGCUUCCAACGUCGAUUCAGAUGCCGUUUUUACCGCGGAAGCGCUCUCGGUCGGUACUAUCACGCGGUAGUUCCAUUGCAGCAGCUUCUGAGUCAUCAUCUGCCGGGAGGACCAAGCAUGCGAAGCAUCACGAGGCGGGCGGCAACGGGGCGUUAGCAGUGCUAAUGCAAGAGCAUGCGGAGAGCAGGGUAGAAUUUUAUAAUUACAUUACUGUAAUAUAAACUUUUUUAUUUCCCAUGAUGUCAUCAUAUUCAUGCUAGCUUCUCUCAGCGACAACGAAAUUCCGAGUUUCUGCAACAAGACUAUCUUCUCUGCCGCCGCCGGUCCUCAUCAACAUGGUGAAAACAGACCGAAGCGCAUGUGACUCUGAUGCUCACAAAAAAAAAAAUGCAAAACUAUGAGAAGGAUUCAGCGAUUCAAAAGUAGCGGAUUCAAAAAUUUCUUUUCCUUGAAGAUGCAUGUCAUUUCUUUUUCCAAAAACGGUUUCCAUUUCGGCAGCAACGACGCGGAUUCAGGUAGCGGCGAAACCGAGAUCGGCGAUUUAUGCAAUUGAAAUAUCUAGGUCAGUCUCAACUUGAACUAGCUAAAUUGAUGUCAUUCCUAUUUCAUUUUUUGGUAGCAAAAAAUAAGGACUGUGCAGCUGCUCCGCCACAGAUUGUGCUGCUCCGCUCCCAAAGUACGUCGCCAAGCUGUCGCGGGGCCCCGUGCGGGGCCCCAGACAAACAGGGCGGCACUGCAGCUCCUUACUUUUUAUAGUUUGAUUUUUGAUGAUCAUGUGAAAUACUUCAACGAACUAUUUUCAUUUUUGGCAUGACAAAUGCAAAUGAUAAUCUAGUUCAAGUUGAGACUGACCUAGCUAUUUAAUUUCAUACCUUUUCUGGCGACGAUUCGGAAAGACAAAGAAAUCAUUGAAAAUUCAUGACAAAAAUGAUCAUAUUUUGUUUCAGGUUUUGAAGAUGCAAGAUGAAGGAUAAGAAAUUUUUGAAUUGCCUACUUUUGAAUCGCUGAAUCCAUCCCAUUACAAGAUUACAAGACUAAUAAUGAUCAUUAGCGCUAUUCUGGGCCUCAGGCCCCCCCUCAGGCCCCCCCUUAGGCCCCCCCUCAGGCCCCCCCUCGACCCCUAAGGCCCCCCCUGAGGCCCCCCCUCAGGCCCCCCCUGAGGCCAAAAAAGGCCCCCCCUAAGGCCCCCCCUGAGGCCCCCCCUGGGGCCCCCCCUUUUGCCCAAAGGGGGGGGGUUAGGCCCCCCCUUAGGCCCCCCCUUUUUUUCGUGUUCGCAGACGCCCAGAGCCAAAAAAGGCCCCCCCUAAGGCCCCCCCUGAGGCCCCCCCUAAGGCCCCCCCUGAGGCCCCCCCUUUUGCCCAAGGGCAAGGGGGGUGGGUUGGGCCCCCCCCCCCCCCUUAGGCCCCCUCUUUUUUUCGCGAGCGUUCGCAGACGUCUGCCCCAGAACAUAAAGCCAAGCAGAUCAUCGCCGACCAUUUCUCUGACGCAGGCAGCGACCGAACAAUCCCGGGCGGCGCCACGCGCUGUCUACCUUGGCUGGUCCGCCGGUUCUCAUUCUGAUUGCGGGCGGGGCCGCUUUGGUUUUGGACACAAUAAACAAAGUCACGAAGUGAGUCCUUGGCUUUGGCUUCAUAUUUUGGCUACCGCCCCGGCUUUGUCCUUUGAUUUUAAUUACUGGCGGGGCCGCUUCGGAAUGCAUGACACGCAUGCCCUGUAGCCCUCCUGGACAAUGCUAUGCGCUGCGCAGUCGAAGGCGCCGGCAAGGCUCUUCGGAAUGCUUUUCGUUUUCUACCGAAAAGCCGAACGGGAUACGAGGCCCUUCCUGAGGCCCCUCUAAGACCCCCCCUUUGGCCAGUCCGGAAGGGCCCUCGCUCCCUCGGGCGUUCUGCCCUGACGGUUUGCUUGCUUUGCUUGGAGGCCCGCUAAGCGAGCCCCGGCGCCGGCAAAUGCCCGAGCCUGAGGCCCCCCGGAAGGCCCCCCCGCUGGAACAGGAGCCCUGAGGCCCCCCGGAGGCCGCCCCGGAGGCCCCCCCCGGCAGAGGCCCCCCCGGAGGCCCCCCCUUUGGUCAGCCCGGAGGGGCCCUCCUGUCUUCUGCCCUGAAGCUUUGCUUGCUUUGCGUGAAGGCCCGCCGGGCGAGCCCCGGCGCCGGCCAAUGCCCGAGCCUGUGGCCCUAUUCAUUGACAGCCCUGAGGCAUCCCUGCGGCCCCCCCUACGGCCCCCCCCAAUGGCCCCCCCUAAGGCCCCCCCUUUGGCCAGCCCGGAAGGGCCCUCGCUCCCUUGGGCCUUCUGCCCUGAAGUUUUGCUUGCUUUGCUUGAAGGCCUGCCAAGCGAGCCCCGGCGCCGGCACUCACAUGCCCGAGCCGGAGGCCCCCCGCAAAGCCCCCCCGAACAGAAGCCCUGGGCCCCCCCCAUGGCCGCCCCGGGGGCCCCCCCCCGAAGGCCCCCCCUGUGGUCAGCCCGGGAGGGCCCUCGUGUCUUCUGCCCGGAAGCUUUGUGUGCUUUGCGUGAAGGCCCGGCCCGCCAAGCGAGCCCCGGCGCGCGCCGGCAAAUGCCCGAGCCUGCGGCCCUAUUGAUGACAGCCGUGAGGCCUCCCGCAUGGGCCCCCCCCCCAAGGCCCCCCCUGAGGCCCCCCCUUUGGCCCCCCCUUUGGCCCUCGCUCCCUCGGGCCUUCUGCCCUGAGGCUUUGCUUGCUUUGCUUGAAGGGCUGCCAAGCGAGCCCCGGCGCCGGCACAUGCCCGAGCCUGGGGCCCCCCGCAAAGCCCCCCCGAACAGAAGCCCUGCGGCCCCCCGGAGGCCGCCCCGGAGGCCCCCCCUCGCCCUGCCCAGGCCCCCCCUUUGGCCAGCCCGGAAGGGCCCUCGUGUUUUCUGCCCUGAAGCUUUGCUUGCUUUGCGGGAAGGCCCGCCAAGCGAGCCCCGGCGCCGGCCAAUGCCCGAGCCUGUGGCCCUAUUGACAGCCCUGAGGCCCCCCCUAAGGCCCCCCCUGAGGCCCCCCCUAAGGCCCCCCCUAAGGCCCCCCCUAAGGCCCCCCCUGAGGCCCCCCCUGAGGCCCCCCCUUUGGGCAGCCCGGCAGGGCCCUCACCCCCUCGGGCCUUCUGCCCUGGUGCUUUGCUCGCUUUGCUUGAAGGCCUGCCAGGCGAGCCCCGGCGCCGCCACAUUCCCGAGCCAGCCCGAGGCCCCCCGCCCGCAAAGCCCCCCCGAGCCGAAGCCUUGAGGCCGCCCCGGAGGCCCCCCCUAAAGCCCCCCCCUUUGGCCAACCCGGAAGGGCCCUCGUGUCUUCUGCCCUGAAGCUUUGUUCGCUUUGCGUGAAGGCCCGCCAAGCGGGCCCCGGCGCCGGAAAAUGCCCGAGCGGGCGGCCCUAUUGACAGCCCGGGGGCCCCGCCAAAGGCCCCCCUAGGGCCCCCCUUGAGGCCCCCCCUUUGGCCAGCCCGGAACCCCUCGCGCCCUCGGGCCUUCUGCCCUGAAGCUUCCCUCUGCUUGAAGGCCUGCCAAGCGAGCCCCGGCGCCGGCUCAAUCAUGCUUGAGCCGGAGGCCCCCCGCAAAACCCCCCCGAUGGAACAGAAGCCCUGCGGCCCCCCUGCGGCCGCCCCGAAGGCCCCCCCCCGCCCGGCCGAGGCCCCCCCCUCUGGCCAGCCCGGAAGGGCCCUCCCUGUCUCGCUCCCUCGGGCCUUCUGCCCUGGAACUUUGCUUGCUUUGCUUGAGGGCCCGCCAAGCGAGCCCCGGCGCCGGCAAACGCCCGAGCCUGAGGCCCUCAUGACAGCCCGGAGACCCCCCCUAAGGCCCCCCCGAAGGCCCCCCCGGAGGCCCCCCCCGAGGUCCCCCCCGGAGGCCCCCCUAAGGCCCGCCCGGAAGGGCCCUCGCUCACUCGGGCCUUCUGCCCUGACGCUUUGCUUGCUUUGCUUGAAGGCCCGCAGAGCGAGCCCCGGCGCCGGCAGAUGCCCGGGCCUGAGGCCCCCCGCGAGGCCCGCCCGAACAGAAGCCCCGGGGGCCCCCCCGACCGAGGCCCCCCCCAUUGGCCGGGCCGGGCGGGCCCUCGCUCCCUCUCCCGGGCUUUCUGCCCUGAGCCUUUGCUUGCUUUGCGUGAAGGCCCGCCAAGCAAGCCCCUGCGCCGGCCAAUGCCCGAGCCUGAGGCCCUACCGGCAGCCCUGCGGCCCCCGGGGGGAAGGCCGCCCCGGAGGCCCCCUCUAAGGCCCCCCCUUUGGCUAGCCCGGAAGGGACCUCGCUCCCCCGGGCCUUCUGCCCUGGAGCUUUGCCUGCUUUGCUUGAAGGCCCGCCAAGCGAGCCCCGGCGCCGGCUUCUUUUGCGUAGUUGCUGGGCGGAGGGGCGCCAAAAGAUAUUUCUGCUUUUCUUUUGAGUUGGCACACGGCCAGAACGAAGCCCAACCACUUCGGCCCGCCCGUCCCUUGCCUUGGUGCGUUUUUACUCGGCCGCCGCCCCUCCAUCGCCCGGCCCCCCCCAUCGAUCGUCAUCCCGCGGCUGACGCCUUCGAUAGAUUAGCGCGCGCAUGAUCGGGCGCAGCAACUGAAGUCCCCACGCCCCGGAGGUGUUCUGGGUGUAGAAAUAGGGCCGGGCCACCACAGUACGAACGCAAAAGCCCGGCGAAUGUCUGCACCACGACACUCACUUGCCCCAUCGCCGGGGCCGCAUGAUCAGCGGGGCCGCUUCGCAGUGUUGUUAGGUAGUUUAUCACGCACCGGAGACGGCGCCUCGACUUGCCUGAGCCUUUGGGUCGCCACAUUUCCGCUCCGCUUCCGCUGUGCAGGUGUCAGAAGGCCUGUCGGCUUCUUACUUCAGAGCUGGCAGGCAGCUGCUCUGUGUGUACCCGAGGCGCCUUUCUGCUUUCUGUCUACAGCUGCUGCCCCUACAACUUUAUGUAGCGCGCGCACUGAUCUCCUGUCGCGCUACUCUUCCUGAGCGCUACCCCUGCCCCGCCCUUCCUCCUUCCCAGGAAGCCCAGCCCAACAAUCCUAAUGAUCAUGCUUAUGCAAAAAAAUCAAGUUCAAGAAAGGGUCGCCCUUCAGGGCGACCCGUUUUCUUGUAAAAACUAACACAGCGUCAACUUGCCCCCCCCUCUGGUGACGAGCACCCGAUGAUAUGCAGUGCAAAAGCAUCGUACUAGUAUAAAUUGCAUUACAAAUAAUUAGCUCAGCACUACAAGUGAAAUUUGUAAAUGCUGUUUUGCCUGAGGAAAGAGAUUUGUCAUGCAUAAGAGCAAUUACUACGAGUGCGAUACUUUUGCAGUUCAUAGAUGAUUGCCGCUAGCCAAAUUGCCUUCACCCGGAUGCUAACCCCGAUUGAAGAGGAACAGGAAAGCCUACGACUGUCACUGAUGCCAUUUUUCCAACAUCAGGAGGACAAGAACCCGGUUGCUCUGGAACAACAUCAAAGCGGAAAUAUUAUGGCGGCGGGAUCUACUUCGGCAUCUUCACCUUGGUCGGCAGCAGGUGCGACGACUGCAAGCGAAGUGCACCAUCUCCAACGCGACGGCACUUCUCGUCCACCAACCUUGAUCGGCUCCUAUCAAAUGCAAAUAUGUCUGGGUCUGGAAAGUUGUGAUGCAGGUCACUCAAUAAUAAGGACACUGUAAUGCGCCGCCAAGCAUGACAAGUUUUUUCAUGCUUCUGUGUUGCGUAUUCCGCAUGAGAAACUGCGUGUUUGCAUGACAGGCAAGAGGAGCUCUUGGUUGCCACGCAAUACAGAUCCCAUGAGUCAUGCCAGACUAGCAUUACAAAUCUCGCAAUCUCCCAGACAUGAUCCAGGGAUAUUUGCAAUCCAUAGCUCCGCUUCGACUGCCAUUGACCGCAUGCUGUCGUCCCGUCGGGCCGCGGCCGGGUUUUUACUUUCCGCGCAAGGAGGUGAUUGUACUAAAACAAGCUCAUUUUCUUGUCCGGAAGUCGAAGCUCCUUUUGAUGUCUCGACGUCCACCUCUUCCACUUCAUCGUUUUCUUCUUCACCGCAGCUGCAAACCAUGAAGAACACAGACGGCAAAGAACGGAGCAGUUGUCCGAGUAGCAAGAAGGCUUUCAUCUCUUCGAAUUCUGUCCCGGACCAUGCUGGUGCAACCGCAAGACACGAACGAAUCAUGAAGGGAGCAAGAACUUUUAUCAGAGCUGCAACUGUGAUGAACAACGACAACGAGGACGAUUUUGGCGCAGAAGGUGAACAACAAGGGCAAGAACAUGAGGACCAAACCUCAAGCCUAAUGCGGCGGAGUAAAAACUUUACUUCUUCUUUCGGAUUUUUGGAGCGCUGGGUAAGCAGGGAACGCCACCCGGAUGAAGAUAAAGAUUGCCAGGCACUAUUUUUUCCUCUGCUGCAGGUGCAGCCGGUUGCGAUCAAACUAGGAGGCUAUUGAUCAGGAUCGAACAUCUUCACUCGAUCGAAUUUCAAUUUGUAUGUAUGUAAAUAAACUUAGUUUCAGUUUCGGAAGUGACCUAACAAGACAGUAGCAGUACGCAAAAGCAAAUAUUCUAAAACGAGCUGUGAACUACGAAUAGUAACCUCAAAAAAUACGUGUGUGGACAUUGCACCCGUGUUAUUACAGUGAAAAGUGCCCGCCACCCCCAAAGUUGCAAAAAUUUGUGAUGCGAAGUUUCCAAAUGAAAACUUUUUGUCAUGCAUGAAAGCAGUAUGAAUCUUUCUGAUGCAGAUUCUAGUGUUGUUUCGCAUCGCUUGCAUGACAAGCACCGCUCUUGCUGGGAUCUUUUGCAAUACAAAUUUUUGCUAUUCGCGAUCGGGAAUCUGUGAUGCUGAUACAUUCAAGAGGGCGAGUGUUUCAUUUGGAAAGGUUUGCAAUACAAAUGCUUUCAAGUUCGGGGGUGGGGGCAUUUUUUAUUGCAAUACGUGUGAUCCAGAUCGAACCCGUCCACGCAAGUGGAAAACUUUUCAUCCAUUAGUAUAAAGAGAUGAAGAGCAAUGCUAUAAUAUACAACUUUUCUUUUGGCAGAUCAAGCGCUUCUACGGAAUCAGAUUCUGUAGAACUUUACCGAUCGCCAUCGCUUUUUGGUUUUAAUAAAUAGUAAUAGAAGCUUACUAUAGAGGUUUCCUCCUCCUCCUUUUAAUAAAUAGUAAUAGACAACGCUUUAGCUUUUUCCCGCCCCCCAUUUCUCCGCUCCACAAGCUGAGUGUGACGUGGGAAGUAGCCAUCAAAGGGAUAAUUUAAGCCAAGUAGUAGUAACGCGCCAUAUUUGAAGAAGAAAAUAUUAUUAUUACCACACCCAGCCGCGCAACUUGUGCUGCAGGGAACUUAUUUCCAAAAGGCACAAAAUCCCAAGAAGAAGCAAGAAGUGGAAGUAAACGAUAAAAAAAAACCGAUCGAGUUUCGAAAAAAUAGUGCGACGGAAGCAAUCUAUUAUUUCGUCCUGUGCAUAUCGCUGGAAGGCCGCUGUGCUGCGAGGGGGCGAAGUAUUUUUAAACCAGGUUGACGAUGGUUGUGCCAGGAACAACUAUAUGGUGGAUAGUACUAAAAAUGCAACAGCUUCAGCUACGUCUUCUUGUUUCUCGGGCAGCUGCAACGGGGGUACAAAUUCAACGAAGGUCGACCAGCACUCAUCAUUGAAACAACUUGAACAGCAGGAACCACGUCCCAGCUCUGGCUCUGGGUCGUCGGUCUUCUUUGCCCCCUCCGGGAGGUCCGGAUCCAGAACACCACCGCGGCCAGGGAAACGCAGGGCUGUUUGGAGUGGUUCGGCAAAAAAUACAACAGGAGUUCUUGAUGAGUUUUCAGAGCCAGGAAGUGGAAGACUUAGAAAUUUGAAGGAUGGACGUUCUCAGCGGGUGACAAAAAGAAGAGGAUAUUGCAUGUUCUACCCCUUUGCACAUGCCACCAGACACACCAAAGGAAAGAUUCUCGAGUAAUAUUCACCAUGCGGCGCAUUGCGGGGAGCAUCCGAGUUGGGUCGCGAAUCAACAAACAGGGAGGAAGAAAAGGAGAAAGAAAAGAAAAGGGAGAAUAGGAGUAGAAUUAGCAUGAGUGCGCUACGAUAGAAGGACAGCUACAAGUUGACAGCUUAUACGUCAGCCUGAGGAUCAAGUAGCUUUCAGAUGCAAGCUCAGUGUAGCUCGGGCGACUGUGUUUGAAAAGUGUAAAUCUUGGCUCAAGGGCACGCUCAUGCAGAUAGAGGGACACUUUUGGACAAAGACAAAAACGGAAACUAAAAUACUAAAACUCGCCACGUUCACUUCAAAUUUAGAUGAGAAAGCCAAUCUACAACGCAGAUCCGUUCCGGGGAAUAAAGUGCGUAGGUCUUUUGUAAAUUGCAAGCGAUCUCCGAGUAGGAUAGUGGUAAUUGUCAUGCAAAAUGGGAACGGAUUAUGGGUAGAUGUAAGUUCGCUUUUUCAACAAUGAGCACGUAGAAGUCAUUACACGCAGGAGCUGAAGAAGAGUAGUGGUCUAGACUCGAAUCCGUUCGUUAACAGCUCUCGGGUGUACUGCGGAAAAAGUUCUAUAGUAGAUGUCGCUUGAAAAAUUAGAAAACUCCCCACGCAGACAAGUAGCUUCUAACCUUUUCCAAAGCAGUAAUCUUGCGCUAAAAGAUAUCACGGUAGGCAAGCUAAACCACACGAAAGGCAAAAACUUUUUCAGAGCCAGGAAGUGGAAGACUUAGAAAUUUGAAGGAUGGACGUUCUCAGCGGGUGACAAAAAGAAGAGGAUAUUGCAUGUUCUACCCCUUUGUACAUGCCACCAGACACACCAAAGGAAAGAUUCUCGAGUAAUAUUCACCAUGCGGCGCAUUGCGGGGAGCAUCCGAGUUGGGUCGCGAAUCAACAAACAGGGAGGAAGAAAAGGAGAAAGAAAAGAAAAGGGAGAAUAGGAGUAGAAUUAGCAUGAGUGCGCUACGAUAGAAGGACAGCUACAAGUUGACAGCUUAUACGUCAGCCUGAGGAUCAAGUAGCUUUCAGAUGCAAGCUCAGUGUAGCUCGGGCGACUGUGUUUGAAAAGUGUAAAUCUUGGCUCAAGGGCACGCUCAUGCAGAUAGAGGGACACUUUUGGACAAAGACAAAAACGGAAACUAAAAUACUAAAACUCGCCACGUUCACUUCAAAUUUAGAUGAGAAAGCCAAUCUACAACGCAGAUCCGUUCCGGGGAAUAAAGUGCGUAGGUCUUUUGUAAAUUGCAAGCGAUCUCCGAGUAGGAUAGUGGUAAUUGUCAUGCAAAAUGGGAACGGAUUAUGGGUAGAUGUAAGUUCGCUUUUUCAACAAUGAGCACGUAGAAGUCAUUACACGCAGGAGCUGAAGAAGAGUAGUGGUCUAGACUCGAAUCCGUUCGUUAACAGCUCUCGGGUGUACUGCGGAAAAAGUUCUAUAGUAGAUGUCGCUUGAAAAAUUAGAAAACUCCCCACGCAGACAAGUAGCUUCUAACCUUUUCCAAAGCAGUAAUCUUGCGCUAAAAGAUAUCACGGUAGGCAAGCUAAACCACACGAAAGGCAAAAACUUUUUCAGAGCCAGGAAGUGGAAGACUUAGAAAUUUGAAGGAUGGACGUUCUCAGCGGGUGACAAAAAGAAGAGGAUAUUGCAUGUUCUACCCCUUUGUACAUGCCACCAGACAUACCAAAGGAAAGAUUCUCGAGUAA
Amoebophrya sp. A120 is the source of this 34910-nucleotide messenger RNA. Lineage: Eukaryota; Dinophyceae; Syndiniales; Amoebophryaceae. The record is from the annotation of a GenBank genome assembly.